AUGUUCCUGGUGGACUGGUUCUACGGGGUGCUGGCGUCGCUUGGGCUGUGGCAGAAGGAGGCGAAGAUCCUCUUCCUCGGCCUCGACAACGCCGGCAAGACCACCCUCCUCCACAUGCUGAAGGACGAGCGGCUCGUGCAGCACCAGCCGACGCAGUACCCGACGUCAGAAGAGCUGAGCAUCGGCAGGAUCAAGUUCAAGGCGUUCGACCUCGGGGGCCACCAGAUCGCCCGCCGCGUCUGGAAGGACUACUACGCCAAGGUUGAUGCUGUUGUGUACUUGGUGGAUGCUGUUGACAAGGAACGGUUUGCCGAGUCAAAGAAAGAACUUGAUGCACUUCUUGCAGAUGACUCCCUUGCAAACGUUCCUUUCCUCAUACUGGGCAAUAAGAUUGACAUCCCAUACGCGGCUUCAGAGGAGGAGCUGCGGUACUACCUUGGCCUGAGCAACUUCACAACUGGGAAGGGCAACGUGAACCUGGCUGACUCCAACGUCCGGCCCCUGGAGAUCUUCAUGUGCAGCGUGGUGCGCAAGAUGGGCUAUGGUGAAGGCUUCAAAUGGAUGUCUCAGUACAUCAAGUGA
Messenger RNA from Miscanthus lutarioriparius, 582 nucleotides. The record is from the annotation of a GenBank genome assembly. Lineage: Eukaryota; Viridiplantae; Streptophyta; Magnoliopsida; Poales; Poaceae.